GCUUGGACUUUUGCUUCGAGUCGCAAUUGCGAUAUUUCUCUAAGCCGAGUUGUUAAGAGGCGACUUGUCAUCUUUCAUCAAAUUCAACGUUAGUAACCAGACGAUGCUGACGGUGACCACCAUGAUGGCCGUGCAUCCAAAACCGGUCAAAGAUGGGAAUUCCAGAAGCCACCCUUCUUGGCUGCUGAUGAAAUCGAUGAACACAGGCACUGACAAAGGACUGACUGGACGGGAUGGAAAAUACCCGACGGGACCUUGAACGAAUCUCGGGGCCGCUUCUCUCCAAUUCGCGGUCCUUCCUGAUGAUCACAGGUUGUUGGAGGGCAGGAUGGAAGGCACAAGGCGCACACGUUACACUCGAAUGCAAAGGUCAUCCUCAUGUCCAUCGUUACCUCUUUGAGUUUGUCAGCUUACACGCUACACUAUAUCCCAGUCAGUCAAGAGAUUUGCACACAUCUCAGCCCUAUCAAAACUUGUGUCUUGUGGCGGAAUGUGUUGGCCUCUUGUCGACCUCGGCUGGCUCUGAGUGUCGUGGCACUCCGUCCGGGAGUUGAACUUGCACAGUUGCAAAGCCUUAUGGCCAACUCACUUGUGAAAUCGCCGCCGACAACGGAGAUCUGUUGGGUCGAAACAAGGAAAAGAUCACAUCUCGAUAUAAAUGCACUGGCUUUGUGUACGGUGAUGCUGAUAGUGGUGGUCAUGGUGUUGUCACCAGGUGGCCCCGCCAAGCCCUACCGAUUACUCGCUUGUGCGGCUCCCGAGGAACCUGAGACGACACGAAGCAGGAAGGGGAAGGUCAAGAUGGCGACGAUUCAGAUGCCUGACCGGGUGUUUCUGUCGAGUUUCCUGUUAUUUGCAAGUUUAUCGUUUAGAGUCGGACAUUGGUUUGCAAUCUGGAAGGUCGAAAGGCAAACGAGUGGAUAAGGCAUGAUAGCCACCAAGUACCAUGAGGUCUAGAAAGCCACACAUAACUCCACUUCCCGGGAUCCAACUUUGGUUCUGGUCCUCGUUCUUGUGCAAAUCGCAGUGUACUAUAACCGUCAGCAGUAGUCAGCC
Messenger RNA from Neurospora tetraspora, 1056 nucleotides. RefSeq lists its product as uncharacterized. The record is from RefSeq and is a predicted model, not a curated record. Bases 379 to 924 code for a protein of 181 amino acids. The transcript has a single exon. NCBI's taxonomy places the organism in Eukaryota, Fungi, Ascomycota, Sordariomycetes, Sordariales, Sordariaceae.